CUCCGCUUCGUGUCACAGGCAUCAUCACAGCGGCAGACAUUUGGCAAGGCAGGCAGCGGACUGCGGGUGUGUGGCUGGUCUGGCUGCAUCGGGAAAAGAUAGGGCUUUUUUGGUGUGAUUACCGCAGUGUUGUUCUUUUUCUCUGCCAUUUCCGGGCUGUAGAGUGAAUAGCAGCUCAAGGCAAAUGUGAUGGUGAUGCUGAGUACGCGUAUCUGAUUUGACUAGAUCGAGGCCAGGGGGAUCUGUAACAGCGUGGCGGUAGGAUAGAGGGAGGGAGAGCGAAAGAAACUGGGCUGUCCGUGACUGUCCGUCUGUCGCGCGCUCCGUGGUUGUGAAUGGACUGUGCUCCCUCUGUGAUUCUCUGCAGUCACUUUGAGCCGUUUUUGGAGGAAGAUGGCGGACAGGGCUGAGAUGUUUUCCCUCUCCACCUUCCACUCCCUCACUCCUCCAGGCUGCAGGCCUUCCCAUGACAUUAGUCUUGAGGAGUUUGAUGAUGAGGAUCUGUCUGAAAUCACAGACGACUGUGGAAUAGGACUCAACUAUGACUCUGAUCCCUAUGAAAAGGACUGUCUGAUUCUGGAGAAGAGCGAUAUGCACCACCCGGUCUGCUCCUUCCAGGACGACUUCCAGGAGUUUGAGAUGAUCGAUGACGAGGAUGAGGAGGAUGAGGAAGAUGAAGACGAGGUGGACCCUGAUGCUCCUCCCUCCCCCACCGCUUCCCCUCCUUCUUCCCCCACCCUUGGCACGCUGAAGAGCCGGCCCACCACCCUCAACCUCACCACCACUGUCUCACAGGACUCACUGAACAACAACAGCAGUCUUUCUCCAAAGAAGGGCAGCUGGCAGGACUCUCUACGCAACCCUACCUCACAGGGCCGUCUGUCUCCAACCCACUCUUGUCUGGAGGAUGGGAGUCACGUGACGGGCCAGUGCCCCUCCCAACCAGCCCCCAGGCCCCAGGGCUCCUUCGGUCAACACAAGUCUCACCCGGGCUCUGAUGAGGUCAUUAAUUCCUCAGCUGACCCUCUGAUCUUCAGAGUUCCAUCCCUGGAUGACCAAUCCCAAUGCUCUGACACUGAGGUUGACCAUGACCUCAACAGCGCUGACCACAACCACAAAUUUUCACGGCCUAGACCCGGAACUGGAGAACGACCCAGACGGGACCAGCCGAUGCCUGUCCUCCACUGCUCCCAUCGGGGGAACGAUGGAGCUGACACCCCUCUGUCAGAUGAGGAGCUGGAGAAAGAUUUUGACGUAGAGUUUAUGUGUAAGGAGACCUAUGACAUGGUGUGUAAGGAGAACCAGAGCUCAGUCUACGUUGAGUUCCCCUCCAUCGAGCCCUCUGAGCUGGCUUCCUUCUCCAGCUACAUGUCAUCAAGCCGCUCUGAUGUUCUCGACCAAUCCCGAAGCACUGAUCAGAGCCAGCGUCCAGGUGCAGCCAAUGAGGUGGGCAAUGACUCCAACUCUCCAUCCUCAGACCCGGGCAUUGCUGACAUGAACGCCAAGCGGUGCUACACCACCUCAGACCAAGACCAGGAACUGAGCUCUCCCGGGUCAGACUCAGACAUCGAAGGGGAGCUUGAGGCAGCAUUCGCCUGCGGAGGACCCCUGGUCUCCAACAUGAUCUCCUCCAUCUCAGAGACAGAGCUGGACCUGACCAGUGAUGACAGUAGUAGUGGACGCUCCUCCCACCUCACCAACUCCAUUGAGGAGGCCAGUUCACCCACCUCCGACCAGGAACUGGACCCGGACACCGAGUUAGAACAGGACAGUGGAAUUGUGGGAAUGAAGGUAUCACUCCUCCUUGGCCAGCCAGACCCCAUCAAAGAGGACUCACCCUUACCCUCACCACAACUUUUCUCCUCCACCCUGGCCACCCCCUCCCCUGCUGACUCCCUCGUCCUACCCCCAGAGCCCUAUGAUGACGGCCAGGCUCUGAUGGGCCUACAAAGUGUAGAUGAUGAUGAUGAUAAUGACUUGCCCUAUGAGCACCAGGCCGACCCAGAUGAGACCCUGCCCCCAGCCCAGCGCAGUGAGGACAGCAUGUCCAGACAGAUGGUCCUCCAGAUAGAACCAGACCACAGCCUGGAGAGCUUCAAACGCUCCUUCUACCUGCCAGUAGGACCAAGACUCAUACCCACCCAUGCUGAUGACUACGAUGGGAACAGUGAGGGAGGGUCCGAGUCGGAGAGCGAGGAUGAGCUGAGCGAGAAUUCAGACUCACCCUGGUUGCUAAGCAACCUGGUGAACAAGAUGAUCUCGGAGGGGUCUUAUCCAAUCAGCUGUCCUGAGGACUGUUUCAAGAGGUCAGUGUCCAUCUCGGACACCAUCUCACCCUCCUCGGAUAUCGAGCCAGACGCGUUCACCGAAGCCACGGAUGAACAAAUGCAGAAAUCUGGGACGAAGAGAUCGGAGGAGGAGGAUAAAGAAGGGAGGGGCCUGAGGAAGGAAGGGAAGGAGAGAGAUAAGAGGGAGAAGAGUGCAGAGCCACCCAAAGGGAAUGCAGGGAAAGCAAACGAAAGAUUUGGCUCCUGUCUGUACAUGAACAAUCCUACAGCUGACACCAUCAGACCGGUGAUCGUGGAGCGCUAUGGCAACAGGGUAUCCACAGACAACAACCACACUCAGGACUCUGAGAAAGACUUCACCAGCCCUAAAUCAGGCAAAAACACCAAGAGGAAGGAUGAAGAAAGGGAUGAUAUUGUGGAACCUGAUAAUGAUCUGAUGAUGCUGGAGGGGAGGAAGGAGCUGGACUCUCCCAGUCUGAGUGAGAGCGUAGCGAGUGACAAGGACGAGGGCCGCGAGAUAGAGGCCAAGCCCAACGGACGCUCUACGGCCUCCCUGGAACGCAUCACCACAGUCAAACACAGCAUGACCCUGGACAUCCCCACGGCCCAGACCAACCGAUGCUUCAGCCUCACCUACUCCACCGACAACGAUGAGGAAGAGGAGGAGGAAGAGGAAGGAGACUGCUCCCCGUUCCUGAGCUGCCUGAGGAAGCAGUCAUCCUAUCGUGGCAGCAAUCAAUACCUGGACAGCUCCCCGCCUAUCGAUGAGAGCGUCCGGGACCUCCCCCUGUCAAAGCAGGACCCCCCCCUGUGUGUGAGGGACCUCCCCCUGCAGGCCCUGCGGUCCAGGCCAGAUGAUGAUGGUCUGGCGUACGACUCCAUGAAGUACACUCUGGUGGUGGAUGAGAACACUACACUGGAGCUGGUCAGCCUCAGGCGAUGUACCUCAGUGCUGAGUGAUGACAGUGAGCUGUCUACACUGUGUGAUGAUGACCCUCUUGGGACAGGGGAGGUGGAGAACGGCCUGGGGAACGGAGGGGUGCAGACUGAACUCCUCAGCUCGUCAGAAGACUCCUCCCCCGAGGCUGACAUGCAUUUCUCCAAGAAGUUCCUCAACGUGUUUGUCAACAGCACCUCACGAUCCUCCAGUACAGAGUCGUUUGGGCUGUUCUCCUGUACCAUCAAUGGAGAAGAGAGGGACCAGACACACAGGGCUGUCUACAGGUUUAUCCCCAGACAUGUGGAUGAGUUGGAGCUGGAUGUGGACGACCCUCUAUAUGUCGAGGAAGAGGAGGAUGACUACUGGUACAGAGGCUACAACAUGCGGACGGGAGAGAGGGGGAUAUUCCCAGCCUUCUACGCCCAUGAGGUCAUAGGGCAGUCCAAGGAGAUAAUGGGAAUGAAGAGGAACCCAGCCUGGAUGGACAGUUUCAGUGUUCAGUUCCUGGGUUCUGUGGAGGUGCCCUAUCACCAAGGCAAUGGCAUCCUCUGUGCUGCCAUGCAAAAGAUUGCGAUAGCGAGGAAGCGGACGGUCCAUUUGCGGCCCCCCUCUCUGUGUGAGCUGGAGAUCAGUCUACAAGGGGUUAAACUGGUGAUGAGCCUGGAGGAUGAAUACGACACUAUGGAUGAGUUUGACAGAUGUAGUCACUUCUUCCAGAUGAAGAACAUCUCUUUCUGUGGAUGCCAUCCAAAAAACAAUUGCUACUUUGGCUUCAUCACUAAGCACCCCAUGCUGAACAGGUUUGCCUGCCACGUCUUUGUCUCCCAGGAGUCAAUGCGGCGUGUGGCCGAGAGUGUUGGGCGGGCUUUCCAGGAGUAUUACCAGGAGCACCUGGAGUACGCCUGCCCCACUGAAGACAUCUACCUGGAGUAGAGCAGGCAGGAAGCAGGAAAUGUUGCCAUGACAACAGUAUUCUCUUCUUCUUCCUGCUGCUGCUUGUAUGUUUAUCAAUCUCAAUCACCAGAGGACGCUGGUGGGUCUUCUCUCCAUUGCAAAAAUACCCCCUAUAUCUCUCUCUAAAACUGAAAUGUUAAUUUCAGUUCUACAGUAUGCUACGUGUUUUAUUUAUUGAUUAAUUUGUUUAUUUUCCCUCUUCUAGAUGGAUUGCCUGUUUAUUUAACUUUUUUUCCCUAAGAUACAGUUAUAGGAAUAAGAGGCUUGGCACCUGUUAUUUUAGAUAUGACGUAUCCUCCUCGAUUAAAAAAACAAGUACAACAAUUAUAUUCCUACUACUGCUAUUUCACAUGUUCAAAUGCAUGGUUAGGAGGGUAAUGUACACACAGAGCUAUUAGGACACAAAACCAGCUCAACAUUGCAUAGUACCUGGAUCAUAUUAUUUGGUCAGAUAUGGUUUGGUGUAAAUAUACACUACCGUUCCAAAGUUUGGGGUCACUUGUUUUUGAAAGAAAAGCACAUUUUUUGUCCAUUAAAAUAACAUCAAAUUGAUCAGAAAUACAGUAUAGACA
This is a messenger RNA of Salmo salar (Atlantic salmon), 4754 nucleotides long. Lineage: Eukaryota; Metazoa; Chordata; Actinopteri; Salmoniformes; Salmonidae. The record is from RefSeq and is a predicted model, not a curated record.